Cucurbita pepo subsp. pepo (vegetable marrow) is the source of this 840-nucleotide messenger RNA. RefSeq lists its product as uncharacterized. Gene Ontology annotation, cellular component: mitochondrion. Lineage: Eukaryota; Viridiplantae; Streptophyta; Magnoliopsida; Cucurbitales; Cucurbitaceae. The record is from RefSeq and is a predicted model, not a curated record. Gene Ontology annotation, molecular function: 2 iron, 2 sulfur cluster binding; electron transfer activity. Gene Ontology annotation, biological process: P450-containing electron transport chain.
AAGCAUUUUAGAUUUGUCAGUCAUUCAUCAGCGUUACCCCCCAUCUAAAUUACUCAGAAAUGGCGGUCGGAAACCUACACAGGCUCCGCCAAAUCCACCGUCUGCCGGCGAUCAGCUACUCCAAAUCCAUUUUCUCAAGAUGGUCGGCGUCCGCUGCGGCCUCGACGGAAUCCUCAUCUAAAAAGGUAUCAGAUCGCAUCGUCAAAUUGUUCGCAAUUGAUCCGGAGGGCACGAAGAAAGAGGUCGUUGGAUUAACGGGCCAGACUCUUCUUAAGGCGCUUGCGAAUCGGGGCCUGAUCGACCCCGAUUCCCAUCGAUUGGAAAAUAUUGAUGCCUGUUCGGCGGAAUGCGAGGUCAGUAUCGCUCAGGAGUGGCUCGAGAAGCUCCCGCCGCGGUCCUACGACGAGGAGUAUGUGCUCAAGAGAAACUCCAGGGUCAGGGCUUUGAACAAGCACUCAAGACUUGGCUGCCAGGUUAUUCUCACCCCCGAACUUCAAGGUAUGGUCGUUGCAGUUCCCGAGCCCAAGCCUUGGGACAUUCCUUAAUUUUUUACUCGUUUUUGGAACACUGGAUCUUUGUUAUAUGGCUUAUUUGGCUGUUUAAUAAUUUGUACCUUGAGAUGGUGCAUUUGGUGGACGACUUGUUGUCUUUGCGAAAGAUUAUCCUCUAAUUGCGUCGUUUCGAUGCUUCUAUGUUCUAGUUGUUCUGUCGUCUUGUUUGAUGGUAUAUUUUUGUAUUCGGAUUUCUGUACCUCGUUGUUACAGUGGAUGUAAACAUUUGGAGAAUGUAUAAGAAAUUGGCAAGCAAUUGUUAGAAUAUGAAAAAAAAUUGAGUUCCUUC